AUGUUCUUUGCGGACGAAGAGAUUAAUUUACCGAAGAUGUUCAGUGACGGUUCAAGUUCUAUUGAUUGUUCCGGUGAACGCGGACCGUUGGUGGAACUGCAAAUGUCUACGCCGGUCAACCACUUGAUACAGUCAAAAGAUACAUAUCGAUUGGAUGGAAUUAGAGGUCUUUACGCUGGAACGGUGCCUGCGCUUGUGGCGAAUAUAGCUGAAAAUGCUGUCCUUUUUACUGCUUACGGCUACUGCCAAAAAGCGGUUAGUGUGAUAUCCGGCCACUAUGACGUGAAGUCAAUGACACCGCUUGAAAAUGCAUCUGCCGGAUCGCUUGCAUCUGUAUUUGCAGCCCUAGUAUUGUGUCCUACAGAGCUGGUGAAAUGUCGACUACAGGCAGCACGUGAAGUUGGCCAUAAAUGCACUCCAUUCUCCGUAUGUCGGGAUAUGUUCAAUGAGAGGGGAAUCCGUGGUUUCUUCAUUGGAAUGUCGCCAACAUUAGCAAGAGAGGUUCCAGGAUAUUUCUGUUUCUUCGGUGCCUACGAAGCUUCACGAUAUAUGUUAGCUAAAGAAGGACAAGAAAAGGACGAUAUAGGUUUACUGAAAACAGCGGCAUCUGGUGCUGUAGGCGGCAUGGCGCUUUGGGCUGCAAUUUUUCCGUUUGAUUCAAUUAAGUCUCGGAUGCAGGUCUCUGGCGGAGGCAACUUCCUAGGACUAACGUUAAGUGUUGUGCGCACGGAAGGUAUACGAGCACUCUACAAGGGUCUCCUUCCGACUCUAAUCCGUACUUGUCUUGCAUCGGGAAGUCUUUUCGUGACAUACGAAGAGUCAAAGAAAUUCAUGAAACCGAUUGAGUCCGACGACACCCGCAGCCCAACACUAUAUCACUCCCACAUUCUUCGCUUACACACUUCUCAAUAG
Molecule: messenger RNA, 912 nt
Organism: Necator americanus (New World hookworm)
Lineage: Eukaryota; Metazoa; Nematoda; Chromadorea; Rhabditida; Ancylostomatidae
Exons: 11
Coding region: 1-912 (303 amino acids)
Biological process (GO): mitochondrial L-ornithine transmembrane transport
Cellular component (GO): mitochondrion
Molecular function (GO): L-ornithine transmembrane transporter activity
Source: RefSeq, a predicted model, not a curated record